This is a messenger RNA of Talaromyces marneffei, 927 nucleotides long. RefSeq lists its product as uncharacterized. Bases 1 to 927 code for a protein of 308 amino acids. The transcript is spliced from 2 exons. The record is from RefSeq and is a predicted model, not a curated record. NCBI's taxonomy places the organism in Eukaryota, Fungi, Ascomycota, Eurotiomycetes, Eurotiales, Trichocomaceae.
AUGACUACUUCUACUACCGCGACGACAAGCGUUACGAGUACCACUGGUAUCAACACAGCCUCCGCUACCAGUACAUCUUCAUCCAGCCAUAAAGAAUCCUCGCCGUCGUCGGAUAGUACAUUAUCCAGUGGUUCAGGGAACUGGUUCUCUACGCACUGGAGAUGGGUGGUAAUGAUAAUCGUCCUUGCGGUCGGUUUCUCCGUACUCGCCGCUGUAGCUGUAUGGCUAAAGAAACGUUUCGACGCCAGACAACCAGGUCUCUAUCACGGCGACGACCAUAAGGGCGGCGCUUCGGGAGGUAGCCUCACUCCAGCGGCAGGUUUCUUCGCGGGAAGUCUGCGUAACUUGUCCAGAAGCAACGUCAACAGCACUCGAGCUUCAACAGACAAUAGCAGCAACAAUGUCGCUGUUGCUUCAAAGGUGCCCAAGAUGCAACAACAGCCCAGCAUGUCAACGACAAGCUUCUCCAAUCGCCGUUCGAGCACAUUGACCAAUUCCGUUAUGAGCAAUGGCAACAGCAUCAUGAACAACAAUGGCCAUGAAAUGUGGGGGCCUAAUCAAGCGCGUAAUUUCGAGAAUAUCGCGCCCGUCGAAGAGCCAGUUUUCAGGAAUUCAAUGGCCACGGCCGCUGCAGCAGCAGCAUUCGGAGGCGGCGCAGCAGGCACCGAAGCAGAAUCAGGCCCGGAAGCAAUAGGAAUAGCAACAACAACAGCCAACGACUCCCGCACGGAUCUAUCGAGCGUCGGCACCGGAGGAGGAAGAGCAACACCCAGAAAUCAGAACAGAUUGAGUGGGCAGUCCGCCUCCGCAUCGAAUUUACAUCACCAACAUCAAAUGCAGCAACAAGCAACACCACUCUUGCGAGAGGCACAAUCGCACCGCGAAUUGCAGACAUCUCCUACUCCCGUUAGCCAAAUUCACGAUUAG